AAUAAUAAUUUAUUAUAAAGAAAAAAGCAUUUCACCAAGGCACCUUCUAAAAAAAAUUACUUGUCAAAAUAAGCAGUUCUGGGAGACAGAUUCCUUGAAAAUUAGAAUUAUACACACAGGCACGAACUCCAAAAUCUUGGUUAUUGGGCUGGUUAUAUUGUCAGAACCAAGAACAUAAGACUACUAUUGUUUAUUUGUGUAUUCAUUUUAGUAAUCUGCUGGUAAAGAAUUGGAGUAUAAUAGUAGUAUGGCAGCCUAUUGUCGAUGCCAGUUUGAUAUUGGUCGGACAAUACAUUUUCAAGAUUGUCAGCUAACAAGAUAUGGAAAUAUUUCAGUGUUUGGAGUUGGGUUUUCAUAUGGGUCCGUGUUGUGGAGGAAGCUGACAUGUGGUCAAAAGCCAAAACUGAAGCUUCUUGUCAGUGCUGAGCUUUCCAAUGCUUUCUCAGCUAAUGUUGGCUUGGAUUCUCAGCCCCGUGGUAUAUCAAAGUUACCCUGGAUUGGCCCUCUACCUGGGGACAUUGCUGAGAUAGAGGCUUAUUGUAGAAUCUUUCGAGCUGCUGAACAACUUCAUAACACAUUAAUGGACACACUAUGCAAUCCAGUGACUGGAGAAUGUAGUAUCUUAUAUGAUGCACCCUCAGAAGAUAAACAUUUACUGGAGGACAAAAUAGUUUCUGUUCUAGGAUGCAUGGUAUGUCUUCUAAACAAAGGGAGGGAGGAUGUCCUAUCUGGGAGAUCCUUGAUCGUCAACUCCUUUAGUGAUUUUGAUGUACAUGUAAUGGAUGAUAAGCUUCCUCCACUAGCUUUUUUUAGAGGUGAAAUGAAGAGGUAUUGUGAGAGCUUGCAUGUUGCGCUUGAAAACUUUUUAACACCUGAUGAUCCUAGGAGCAUUGAUGUAUGGAGAAAGCUGUGCAAACUCAAGAAUGUAUGUUAUGAUUCUGGAUUUCCCCGUGGAGAUGAUCAUCCCUGCCAUACAUUGUUUGCUAACUGGGAUCCUGUUUAUUUUUCACCAGAAGAAGAGACAAAGUCUGCAAGUUCUGAGGUUGCUUUUUGGAGAGGUGGCCAAGUAACUGAAGAAGGUCUUAGAUGGUUGUUGGAGAGAGGGUUCAAAAGUAUUAUAGAUCUCAGAGCUGAGACUAUAAAGGACAACUUGUAUGAAAAAGUGCUAGAUGAAGCCAUUUCCUCCGGAGAUAUUGAAGUAUUCAAACUUCCUGUUGAAGUUGGCACAACACCUUCAGUGCAGCAGGUUGAGAAGUUUGCAGCAGUAGUCUCUAAUUUAUACAAAAGACCCAUAUAUAUCCACAGCAGGGAAGGAGUUUGGAGGACAUCAGUUAUGGUCUCUAGAUGGAGACAAUACAUGACUCGUGCAGUUGAUCAUGAAAAUGGGACACUACCUACAAGAUCAAACAGCAUAAAUUCUGCUGGGGAACUUUUCAGACAAAUUCCUGAAGCUGAGGAAAACAAAUACCUAAACAAGAAUGUAGCUGAUGAUGCUGUUGCAUCGACUUGGAAAGGCACAUUGCCUGCAGGUGAUAGUGGGGUAGUAUCCUAUACUAAUGAAAACCCUCUUAAGUCUCAACUGCCUCCCUCUAAUUUGUUCUCCCGAAAUGAGAUGUCUACAUAUUUCAGUAGUAGGAAGGUUUCACCGGUGACAUAUUCCACUCAUGAAAAGAAAAGAUUGGAAAUACCUAAAGGGAAUGAAAUCAUAGACAGUUAUGCGGAGGACAGAGCUAUGGUGUCUCGAAAUCCAAAAGGGUCAUCUAGCAAGAUGCACUUAUCAAUGGGAUCUUCAAAUCCCUCUGCAAAUACGAAAAAGUAUGGGACCCAAAAUGGCUCUGCAGCUCCAAUUUUGAAUAGAUUUAACACUGGUGAAGUACAUACUUCCGUUAAAAACUGUGGUCCUAUUGAUGCAACUAGCGAGUUGGAUACUAGUGAUGUGUUCUCAGCCACAGCCACGGAAAGGAGGAACAUUGAGGCCCCCAGACCUUCAGUUGAUGCUAACAUGGAGCUGAUUGAAGGAAAUAUGUGCAAGUCAGCAACUGGUGUGGUAAGGGUGCAGUCCAGAAGGAAGGCAGAGAUGUUCUUGGUUCGCACAGACGGGUUUUUGUGCAACAGAGAAAAGGCAACAGAAUCUUCCUUGGCCUUCACUCAUCCUAGCACCCAGCAGCAGAUGCUUUUAUGGAAAUCCACGCCAAAGACUGUUCUACUUUUAAAGAAGCUGGGACAAGAACUCUUGGAAGAAGCCAAAGAGGUUGCUUCUUUCUUGUAUUACCAAGAGAAAAUGAAUGUUCUUGUUGAACCUGAGGUGCAUGAUAUAUUUGCACGAAUUCCAGGCUUCGGAUUUGUUCAGACUUUUUAUAGUCAAGAUACCAGUGAUCUUCAUGAAAGGGUUGAUUUUGUUGCUUGCCUAGGAGGAGAUGGAGUUAUACUCCAUGCGUCUAAAUUAUUUCGAGGUGCUAUCCCACCUGUUGUGUCAUUUAAUCUAGGAUCCCUUGGAUUUCUCACUUCCCAUACAUUCGAGGAUUAUAAGAAGGAUCUAAGACAAGUCAUUCAUGGGAACAGCACUUUGGAUGGUGUCUAUAUAACUCUACGAAUGCGUCUUCGAUGUGAAAUAUUCAGAAAUGGGAAAGCAAUGCCUGGAAAGGUGUUCGAUGUCCUAAAUGAAGUUGUAGUUGAUCGUGGUUCUAAUCCAUAUCUCUCCAAAAUUGAGUGUUAUGAACAUGACCGCCUCAUUACAAAGGUGCAAGCUGAUGGGGUCAUAAUAGCCACACCAACUGGAAGUACAGCUUAUUCUACGGCUGCUGGAGGUUCCAUGGUGCACCCAAAUGUUCCUUGCAUGCUCUUCACACCAAUCUGCCCACACUCACUCUCAUUCAGACCUGUCAUUCUUCCCGACUCUGCAAGACUGGAAUUAAAGAUUCCAGAGGAUGCACGGAGCAAUGCAUGGGUCUCCUUCGAUGGGAAGAGACGGCAACAACUGUCUAGAGGAGAUUCUAUCCGAAUAUGUAUGAGUGAGCAUCCGCUUCCUACAGUCAAUAAGUGUGACCAAACGGGUGAUUGGUUUGGUAGCUUGAUCCGUUGCCUGAAUUGGAACGAGAGACUAGACCAGAAAGCACUCUGAAGCCUACUUGAACUAUUCUUUCUCACAUAUAUGUAAAAUUUUGUAGAGUCAUAUUAGAACAACUGAAUUACAGAAGAUCCACUUUACAAAGUAGAAAAUUAAUUUCCCCCAUACUCAUUGUUUAUGGAUUACUACUCCUUCCUCUUUUACCUAGUAUCAUGCCCAUCCCCCCAAGCUCCAGAAGGUUAUGUUCUGUCAAGAGCAAACAUCAAAAGUGUGUUGAACUGUUCCCUGUAUUAUUUGACAAAAGUGUGUCAACCUCCUGUUAUUAAGCCUUGGUCACUUAUUAUAUACAUUUUGCAGACAAUGCCUUGCGGCAUCAUUAAAUAUCUCAUAAAGAAUUAUCUAUUA
This is a messenger RNA of Lycium barbarum (goji berry), 3472 nucleotides long. RefSeq names its product NAD kinase 2, chloroplastic-like. The record is from RefSeq and is a predicted model, not a curated record. Bases 248 to 3121 code for a protein of 957 amino acids. Gene Ontology annotation, molecular function: NAD+ kinase activity. The transcript has 8 exons. NCBI's taxonomy places the organism in Eukaryota, Viridiplantae, Streptophyta, Magnoliopsida, Solanales, Solanaceae. Gene Ontology annotation, biological process: NAD+ metabolic process; NADP+ biosynthetic process.